AUGGCCAUGGGACCAGGCGAGCAGCAGGCUAUACACCCAUUCUUCCGACAAGAAUGUGGCAUCCCGGCGAAACCUACCCCACCAGUGCCGGAGGUCCUUCUGGAGGACGAUCCCAACGCAGGCCGACGAAAGCGACGAAAGACCGACAAGCCCAAGCACAAUGGGGAAGACAAAGAGCAAAACCUAGGGCUUUCAGUAUGGCUCGGGCAUGAUAGUCCCGUCAUUGUGUCUCCUGCUGAAAAUCAUCUCAACCACGGAGCUACCCAUGCUGCAGAUGAACCGCAACCUUUGCUGUCCGACAUCCAAGUCACCACUAGUACCGAUCAGCCUGUCCCUCCAUCGCUUGCGACGGAUAAUAAUGCGUUGGGAGCCGAGACUGGAACAACCACCGAGAAAAGACGAACCCUCAAAUUGAAUUCCAAUGGGAGAUUGCUCAGCUCACCACCACUCAAUCCACCUAAAGAUACGACCCAGAAGACCAAAGGAGGCAAACGCGGGAGGCCCCAGAAGAAAGAGAGCAAAGUGGUGACAGUCAAGUACAGCGUGGAGGAGGGCAAGAAUCUCGGCGGCUUGAUAGAUGAAAUAUUGAGCGGACAGAGGGCCCACCGUUCCUCGACCGAGCGUCCAGCGGUUCGAAAACCAAAGAGCGAAAAUGACCCCUCUCGACCAACUCAUCCAUUCUUCCUCAAAAAGCCAUCCCAGAAGCCGGAAACUUCCGAGGCCCCAACCUCCGACUCCCAGAAACCUUGCAGCCCAAGUCCAGCCGGCACCCAGGAAAAGAAGCCGCAGACAGGGACAUCCUCCAACCCAUUUUCGUCAUUUCGACGCCGCAUUUCCAAAUUUGCAGAACUUAUUGAUCCGCUAUGGCCACCGCGAGACCUUGUGCACGUCCGAGGCAUUGAUCCGUCUAGAACAGCUAAAAAUAUCGGGUUCAAACCUCUGGGUGACGACCAAAAGAAAUCCAAGGUCGCAGCUAUUUGCAUCAAUGACUCGGAGAAUGUGCUGUUAAACAGCACACAUGAGGCUAGAAAGGCUGGCAAAUUUCUGGCCAGCCAGAACAAAAACAGCCCAGACGUUCUACGGCAUCCUGGGCGGCAUCUCGCCAGCGGCACAGUGGUCCAAAAAGCAAUGGAGAGCCAAAUGUCCUGGGCUUUGUCAAACUAUCGUGUCGGAUUGAACCCCUCUAUUCCGCCCGUCGCGAAACUUCGCACAUCUCUUCUUUCCUCCGUGACCGCUUUUGACCGUGGACAAUAUGAGCCUCAGCUUUGGGCUCACAAAUACGCCCCCAAAUUGGCCGAAGACGUCCUUCAAAUGGGACGCGAGGCGCAUGUUCUGCGAGACUGGCUACGGCACCUCAAGAUUACAGCGGUUGAUACGGGUAAACCAUCGAAAGAAAGUUCCAAAUCGAAGAAGCACGACAAGAAGCGAAAAAAGCGGCGCAAGCAGGCCGAGAAGCUUGACGGAUUUAUUGUUUCAAGUGGAGAGGAAGCAUCCGAGAUGGACAAUCUUUCAGGCUCUGAUGAUGAAUUGGCCGGCGACGUGACUGUCUCGGCGCAGAAAACAGUCGUUCGAUCGGGCGAUCUUGCAUUUGGAUCAGUGCAUGGGAGCGAAAAAGGUCGGAUAACCAACGCAAUCCUUCUCAGCGGUCCGUCUGGCUGCGGCAAAACAGCUUCUGUGUACGCAGUGGCCAACGAGUUGGACUUUGAAGUGUUUGAGAUCAACCCUGGGAGCCGUCGCAGUGGAAGGGAUAUGCUUGAACGUGUCGGAGACAUGACGCAAAACCACCUCGUUCAUCUCCUCAAUGAAUCCGACGAACCUUCCGGUAGAGAUGAAACCAUGCAAAACAAGUUGAGGAAUUUUUUCAAGGCUCCACCUUUGAAGACUGCAGAGUCACACAAUCAAUUUGGUCGACAAAGCCCACAAUCGGACGGAGAGACCAAGCGGGCUCGAGAACAGAAGCAGUCUUUGAUUCUACUUGAAGAGGCCGAUAUUCUAUUUGACGAAGAUCGACAGUUCUGGACAGGAGUCUUGACGCUCAUCAGCCAGUCGAGACGCCCGAUUAUCAUCACAUGCAACGAUGAAAGUCUAGUGCCUACUCAAGACAUGUCGUUACAUGCCAUAUUGCGCUACCAGAAACCCCCUCAUGACCUCAUAGUCGACUACUUGCUUUUAGUCGCCGCCAACGAAGGCCAUCUGUUGAAACGGGAGGCCGCCAGCAAGCUUUACCAGGGCUCUGGGUUAGAUCUGCGGCGCGCAUUGAUGGAUCUGAAUUUCUGGUGUCAGAUGGGCGUCGGCAGCGAGAAGGCUGGGCUCGAUUGGAUCCUUCCUCGAUGGCCUCCCGGGUCAAAUGUGGACCCGAACGGAGACAGAAUGCGGGUACUGAGUCUUAACACCUACGAGCCCUUAAUGGGCUGGUUCAACCGAGAUAUGAUUCUCAGCCCGAAAUCGGUGGAUAAUGAGGCAGAGGCUUUACGGAACAGUCUUCAUUGGUGGGAUUUGGGUAUCCAAGACUCGGACGACGUGGCUGGCCGAAGCGAAGUUGAGCUCCUGCCCUCUGGUCAAUUCCAAACGGCUUCAAACCCAGCGAAGCUCGAGUUGCUUCAGCGCGAAUCGGAUUACCUCGAAAUGAGAAGCUCCCUUGACCUUCUUAGCUCUCGCUGUCCUCUGGCAAUGAAGAUGGAUGCCGUUGAUAUCUCUGCUCCAUCGCCCCCGGAGGGCUACCGAUCCAAUUACACUGAGAGCCAUCCCCUUCUUCACACUGAUUUGCAGCCUGAGCAUUCAUCAUUGAGUGAAGCUGUUGGUACUACCUUUGGUGCCAUAUUAAGUCAAGCUUUCCGUCCAAAGACCGGCGGAGACAUUGAAUCGAUACAUGCCAGCCGGGUAUUAAGUCCGCUGAACAACUCUACCAUUCGCCAGCCUGCUCCCGCAUCUUCUGUACCAGAAUUUCGAAAGGCCUUCGAGCCCAUCAUCCGAGCCAAUUAUACGAUGCCUCUUCCAACUGGUCGCCUGGCCCCAUCCUGGGAGAACGGGCUUUCAGUGAUCACCGAGGAUCUCGCCCCGUACAUUCGUGGAAUAAUGGUGUUCGACGGGCGCUUGAAGGAGUACCGAGACGGUCUCAAUGCGCUAUUGUGGCAGGAGCAGCGUGCACAUGGCCAGAAGCGAAUACGCACCACUCGGGCUAGCCGAGCAGCCCUUGAAGGGGGUGACAAAUCCUCGACACGAAAGGAGAGAUGGUUCCCUGAUGACACCAACUAUUUCGCAGUGCAGCGAACCGGAAAACCCGAGUGGCAAGAGGCUCUCUUCCGCAUGGGGCAUUUCCAUGUUCAACCUACCCCGGAUUUGGUUGGAGAGAGUAGCGACCAUGCGUCGGAUGGGUAG
Messenger RNA from Penicillium alfredii, 3378 nucleotides. RefSeq lists its product as uncharacterized. Bases 1 to 3378 code for a protein of 1125 amino acids. Gene Ontology annotation, cellular component: nucleus. Lineage: Eukaryota; Fungi; Ascomycota; Eurotiomycetes; Eurotiales; Aspergillaceae. The transcript is spliced from 3 exons. The record is from RefSeq and is a predicted model, not a curated record. Gene Ontology annotation, molecular function: DNA binding; ATP binding; ATP hydrolysis activity.